AUGGGCUCCUCCAUCUUACUUCGUGGUGGGACAGUUCUCAGUCACGACGAACACGAUCACGUCAUUCCGCUCAUCGAUAUGGAUGUUCUCAUCAAUAACGACAUUAUCGCCAAAAUUGGGCCAAAACUCACAGUGCCUCCUGGUCAGAAGGUCGAAGUGAUAGAUUGCAAGGGGAGGAUCAUCUCCCCUGGCUUUAUUGACACCCAUCAUCAUCUCUGGCAGACCCAAUUGAAGGGGAGGCAUGCAGAACAAGGACUGGUUGAGUACAUGGUCAAAGGAUAUAUGGCGUCCUACACUUACACCCCAGCAGACACCUAUUGGGGUCAGCUUUCUGGUUGUCUGGAAGCUAUUCACGCCGGAACGACUACCGUCCUAGAUCAUGCACAUAUCGCCUACAGUGUCGACCACGUAACAUGCGCACUUGAUGGGUCCAUAGACUCCGGGAUAAGGUCUAUCUUUGCCUAUUCAGUCCCGAUUCGUCUCACGCACUGGGAUAAAACGAGCUGCAACAUCAAUCGUGACUUCCUGCCGGACUGGUCGCUAGACCAAGUGUCAGAGCUGGCAACGAAGUUUAAUGGAGACACGGCCAGCAGGGUAGAGAUAGGUAUGGGCUUCGAUGCUUGGUUCCUGCCUAAAGAGCUCGUGCUCGGGGCUUUGGGGAGGCUGAGAAAGUGUGGCGUGAGACUCAUCACCUCCCAUAUAUCAAGAAAUGCGUUCUAUGGGCUCCAGUCCUCGAUCCCCCUUCUUGAGGCAUAUGGUCUACUUCGACAGCCUUACCAAGCAUCAAAUAAUACGGAAGAGCUUCCAUUUCUACAUUUAAGCCAUUGCAGCAAUCUCUCGGAGGAAGAUUUAGCCCUGAUUGCCAGGAAAGCGACGCCUAUUUCGAGCACGCCAGAUACCGAAGCACACAUGGGACUGGGAUAUCCCAUCGCUCUGCAUUCGGCUUUUCGGUCCACAAGUACAUCAUCGAAUGCCGGACUUGGGAUAGACUGCCACACAAAUAACCCAAGUAGCAUCUUGCUUCAAGCGCGCGCCCUGCUCCAGCUGACUCGUGCCCAACAUAACGAUAAACACCUCCAAGAGGACAAGUACCCUGCUGCGGAUGUGCUGAGCUCGACUGAAGAGAUCUUCAACCUCGCGACAAUCCGGGGUGCGAGAAGUCUGGGGCUCGAGGACAAGAUCGGGAGUGUCCAGGAAGGGAAAAAGGCAGAUAUAGUGAUCUUUGAUGCCGACGGCAGUGUGGGCAUGCUGUCUGCAACGGAAUUUGAUCCCCUUGUUAGUGUCGUUCGGUUUAGUGAGGCCGCAGAUAUUGAAUUUGUCAUUGUGGAUGGCCAGAUGAGGAAGCGGAAUGGGAGGCUUGUGGACGUUGAGACCAGUGGAGCUUCAAGUGGGGAGGGUCAUAUCUUGCAAUGGAGAGAGGUAGCUCACAGAGUCAGAGGGAGCCAGAAGGAGAUCCAGGACAGAAUAGACACGUUGAAUAUGGAAAAGGGCCGGGAAUCUCUCUUCAACGCUCUUCAGGUCGACGAGUCAAACCUGGUGGAUGGCACUGUCUGA
Exophiala aquamarina CBS 119918 is the source of this 1554-nucleotide messenger RNA. RefSeq lists its product as uncharacterized. The transcript has 4 exons. NCBI's taxonomy places the organism in Eukaryota, Fungi, Ascomycota, Eurotiomycetes, Chaetothyriales, Herpotrichiellaceae. The record is from RefSeq and is a predicted model, not a curated record. Gene Ontology annotation, molecular function: hydrolase activity, acting on carbon-nitrogen (but not peptide) bonds. Bases 1 to 1554 code for a protein of 517 amino acids.